Messenger RNA from Racocetra persica, 870 nucleotides. The record is from the annotation of a GenBank genome assembly. Lineage: Eukaryota; Fungi; Glomeromycota; Glomeromycetes; Diversisporales; Gigasporaceae.
AUGUUUGUUUCAUUCGUACGCUCUCUAUCACGUCGAGGAACUCAUGUUCCAGUUUUUCGUUUUAGCACAUACAGUGCCUUACGCAAUAGCGAAUAUAAAUCAGAUGCUCCUAAUUAUGAAAAUAUUUUAACAGAAAGUCAUGAUAAAGUUGGAUUAAUCACACUAAAUCGUCCAAAAGCUUUAAAUGCAUUAUCCAGUGAUUUAUUUCAUGAAGUUAAUGAUGCUCUGAAAAAGUUUGAUAAUGAUUCGAGUAUUGGAGCUAUUGUCAUUACCGGAAAUGAACCUGGAGCCGACAUCAAAGAAAUGUCUGAUCAAACGUUUUCUAAAUCUUAUGUAACAAAUUUCCUUGGUCAUUGGGGGGAGAUUAAUAAUGUCAAAAAGCCUGUCAUUGCUGCUGUCAAUGGAUUCGCGUUGGGAGGUGGGUGCGAAUUAGCUAUGAGUUGUGAUGUAAUAUAUGCAGGAGAAACCGCCAAAUUUGGUCAACCUGAGAUUAAACUUGGUCUAAUUCCUGGCGCUGGAGGUACACAGAGACUAACAAGAGUAGUUGGAAAAUCUAAGGCAAUGGAAAUUGUAUUAUCUGGUCGAACUUUUACAGCCCAAGAAGCUGAACAAUGGGGGCUUGUAAGUAAAGUAUUUCCAGUGGGAGAAUUACUUGAAAAAACUAUUGAACUUGGACAAGAGUUUGCUGGAUUUUCUCAGCCAGUCAUUCAAGCUGCUAAAGAGUCCGUCAAUUCUGCAUAUGAGUUAUCGUUAAGAGAAGGGUGUCGUUUCGAAAGAAGAAUAUUCCAGGCUCUAUUUUCUUUGAGUGAUAGUAAGGAAGGAAGAGUUGCCUUUGAACAAAAACGCGAGCCAAAAUGGACAAAUAAUUAA